Messenger RNA from Exophiala oligosperma, 2027 nucleotides. Its product is annotated as T-complex protein 1 subunit delta. Gene Ontology annotation, biological process: protein folding. The transcript is spliced from 2 exons. The record is from RefSeq and is a predicted model, not a curated record. Gene Ontology annotation, cellular component: chaperonin-containing T-complex. NCBI's taxonomy places the organism in Eukaryota, Fungi, Ascomycota, Eurotiomycetes, Chaetothyriales, Herpotrichiellaceae. Gene Ontology annotation, molecular function: ATP-dependent protein folding chaperone; ATP binding; ATP hydrolysis activity. Bases 107 to 1726 code for a protein of 539 amino acids.
AACGCAAUUGACAAUUUCGCAGUAGGCAUUACCCUUCUCCCACCACGCAAUCUCUUACGAUCCAGCACUAUCUGAGCCAGGAAUAAAUUGACAGAGAACGGCCAAUAUGGCGGCUGCAUUGGGUAUUCAAGGCAAUGUUGGCGGUGGUGGAAAUGCGGCAUUCAAGGACAAGGAGAAGCCUAUGGCUGUCCGGAAUGCCAACAUCAUGGCAGCCAGAGCCGUGGCCGAUGCCAUUCGAACCUCGCUUGGCCCCCGAGGAAUGGACAAAAUGAUUCAAUCUGGGAAAGGCGAGAACCUAAUCACAAACGAUGGUAACACCAUGCUGAAGAGCAUGAGUGUGAUGCACCCUGCAGCAAAAAUGCUGGUGGACCUCAGUGCAGCCCAGGAUGUUGAAGCCGGUGAUGGGACAACCUCCGUUGUGGUCAUCGCAGGUAGCCUACUCGGAGCCGCCGAUCGAUUACUCGCAAAAGGCAUCCAUCCCACCAUCAUCUCAGAGUCGUUCCAGAGGGCGGCGGCCGCGGCGGUCAAGAUACUACACAGCAUGUCUCAACCCAUAUCCCUGACGGAUCGGACCACACUUCUACAAGCAGCUUCGACGUCGCUGUCUUCCAAAAUUGUGUCACAACACUCCGGCUUGCUAGGUCCUAUGGCGGUCGAUUCUGUGCUGAAGACGAUCGACCCAAAGACCGCAGACAAUGUAGAUCUACGGAACAUCCGCAUCGUCAAGAAAGUCGGUGGUACUAUCGAAGAUUCAGAGAUGAUUGAUGGCUUGGUGCUAAAUCAACCUGUUAUCAAGAGUAGUGGUGGCCCGACCAGAAUAGAAAAGGCUCGGAUCGCGUUGAUUCAAUUCCAGCUGAGCCCCCCCAAGCCUGAUAUGGAGAACCAGAUUGUUGUCAAUGACUACCGACAGAUGGACAAGAUCCUGAAAGAGGAGAGGACAUAUCUACUCAACAUGGUCAAGAAAAUUCAAAAGACCAAGUGCAACGUGCUGCUCAUUCAGAAAUCCAUCCUUCGAGACGCAGUUAAUGACCUGUCUCUGCACUUCCUGUCUAGAUUGAAGAUCAUGGCGAUCAAAGAUAUCGAGCGAGACGAGGUUGAAUUUCUAUGCAAGAGCACAGGCUGCAAACCUAUCGCCAACAUCGACACCUUCACGGAGGACAAGCUCGGAAGCGCGGACUUGGUAGAAGAGGUCCAAUCCUCUGGUGCACGAUAUGUGAAGAUCACCGGCAUCCGAACUGCCGCAACACAAAAUCAGACCGUGUCAAUAGUAGCGCGCGGGGCCAACUCCUUGAUCCUCGACGAAGCCGACCGAUCGAUACACGAUGCACUCUGUGUCAUUCGUUGUCUGGUGAAGAAAAAGGCAUUGAUAGCUGGCGGUGGAGCCCCCGAAAUCGAAGUCGCACAGCAAUUAGCGAAGCAAGCACGAGAGUUGACAGGAACCGAAGCCAUCUGCUGGAAGGCGUUUGCCGACGCUAUGGAAGUGAUUCCAACCACAUUGGCGGAAAACGCCGGUCUGAACAGUAUCAAGGUGGUGACUGAGCUCCGGCACCGACAUGAGAUGGGUGAAAAGAACGCUGGUGUGAGCAUCAGGAGCGGAGGCGUCAAGACGAAUAUUGCGGACGAGAAGGUUCUCCAACCUCUGCUCGUGAGCACCAGCGCCAUCGAAUUGGCAGCGGAGACGGUCAAGAUGAUUUUACGGAUUGAUGAUAUUGCCUUGUCACGAUGAUCAAGAAGCCAAAAUUUGGGGAAACGGUGUGUUGAUGGCCCAGGAAAAGGUGUAUUGUAACCAACCAUAACGUGGGACUGUUAUACCCCUUUCAGACACGACAUGAAUGUUGCUACAAGCUGAUAGAUAUGCAAGCCUUGGUAGAUGGACCGUAACUUGUAGCCUACGAUUAAUGGCGACGCCGCGGGGCUUUCGAGAUCUUGAGCUAUUGUACUGGUCAAUGGUAGAGGGUCAAGUCAUGGUAUGUACAUGUUAUGCCUAUGUACGCGGCGGGCCAAUGAGCUUGGUAGAUAGAUUUUCC